AAAAGGGAAAAAUCCAUUUAUUUCCUUAGCUCUCUCUUCUCUCUCAAACCCUCCCAUCGUUCCCUCAUCUCUCAAUCUCUUAUCUCUUCUGCAUCUCCUCCUCUGUUGCCGGCCCUUAACCCCUUAGCAGUGCAACAUGUCUCCUCUUCCUUCUCCUCUUCUUACUCUUCUUUUCUCCUCCUCCUCCACAGACCAUGGUGUGGUCAUCGAUUUGCUUAGACUCAUGACCACAACUAGUGGUGGCUCUCUGCAUCAAGCCACAUGCCACGACAUGGCCGUGGGUUUGUUCAAAGAACCACAUCCACACAAUUAGCUAGGUUUGGUUUUAUUUUUGUUGGUUAAUCGAUAUAGAUUUUGAUUUGUUGGUUAUUUUGGUUCGUUCGAGUUUGGGAGAGGAGGAGUGAUUGAGCCACAUAUCUGAUGGUUUCCGUGCAUGGAGAGCCAUGGCCAUGAGUCACCCACUUGCCUGCCAAACGGACUUCCCACACAAGUGAGGGCGGGGUGCCUGCCCAAGUAGGGCGGGUAGCACACCUAGUUUGAAUCAUUUAUUGCGUGAAGCUCUUGCAAGAAGAUUGUAGGUAUUGUACCCAGCUGUAUUGAGAUGGUAGUUGAGGAUCUCCACUUCUACAUCCUACAUAGUAGACAAAAUCCACUUCUUGACCAAAAAAUAUAUACACACGUACUCUAGGAAAGAAUAACUCCAAUAUUUCUUUAGUUUUGUUUCUUUAUUUUUGUUGCUAGUGAUUGUGUGGAGUCCGUUUUCCUUCCAAACCUAGUUCAUUUAACCACCGUUUAUAACUGCGUUAAAAAAUUGGCACCAUUAAAUUUGCUUGUAAUAUAUGUUAGAACAGUUUUUUUCAUCUUACAAUCAUAUUUAAUGACAGUAAUUUUAGAACAACCAUAUAUUAAUGAUUGUAGGGCUUUAUAGUUUUAAUAUAUAUGUUAGAACAAUCUCCCCAAUGCCAAAUCUCCAAUGGAUGUACCUACAAAAAUGAAAAAACAAUAUUGAAGCAUGUUAGAGUACUCUCAAUGGAUUUUUCAUCCUAUAUUUUAAAAUACAUCACCAAAACUCGCUUUUUCUAUUUUAUAUAGAGACUUUUACAAUAUAUAUAUAUAUAUAUCAUACAUCAAUUUAUCAUUUUUUCUUUAUAUCAUUUAAAUAUUAUACUUUUUAAUAUAUUUGAUUCAUUUCAAGUAAAGUAAAAAGUAGAAAGUAGAUAAAGAAAUGAAUAAAGAGUAAAAAGUAGAGAGAGAAAUAAAUUAAAUAUUUAUACAAGUGUGAAUAGUAUUCUAUAGAUGUAGAGAUGGUAUUGUAGUAAACUGGAUAUUAGUUAUAAAAUAUAUAAUCCAUUGGAUGGGCUAUAUUAAGCUAUUUCCUUCAAAUUUUACAAAAACAUGGGUUUUACAUAACCUAUUGAGAAUGCUCUUAGUCAGUUUAACUAUUUGGAUAGUUCUAAUUGGGUAAAGAAAUAAAAUACAACUAAAAAUAGGAUAGACUGGCUAGGCCUGUGUAGAAAAUGUUAGGACCCAGCUUGUCCGUGUGGCCCGACUUGACCCGACCAAAAAAGUGGGUUGAAGUAAUUUGCGGUUCGAACCCGCUGAAAUCGAUAUAAUGUUAUAAAGAAGACUAAAAAAAGCGGGCGGGUUUCAAAGUCAUCGAACCCCGUAGAAAAAAAGCACUUUCUCGCCCUUUCCUACCUGCUAGUUGUUCUCAUGGCCACGAUCUUCUCCCUUUUCAAGUACUUCGACAGCCUCACCGUCGUGGCCAUUUCGUUUUGCACUGCCAUAGUCUGCAAGACAAUCUCCUCAAUUGACAAGGCUGCUAAGAAGUUGGAGAUGAUGAAAACUAAAUCCUCCGCCAAGAUCACCAAGAAAUCUAAGACCAAAAAGAUGGACUGUGUCGAGACCAGUCUCAAGGAGUUGAGCCGCGACCUCUCCCUCUUCAAGUUCAAGUCCGACGCCAUUGUCUCCCUUGUCCUCUUCGUCGUCUUUGGUCUUCUUAACUCACUCUUCUUAGGGUUUUCACCACCACGCGGUGCUAGCUCCGACCUCUUCCCCAUGCCAAAUCCCAAAACCAAUUGAUCUGGUUCACUGCUACUCUUCCUUUUUUUUUUUUUUUUCUAAUAUUCAAAUUAUGAUUGUUAUCUUCUAGAUCAUACAGAGUAAGGUUUUGAUCGAAUUCUAUUAGGAUAGUGGGAUUUGUAAUUUCUGUCUGGAUUGUGCAUUUAUCCAUGAAUUCUCGAGAAAAUGGGCUCUAUUUGUAUUGGCUGAUGCUAGGUUUUGAUUGGAUUGUAUAGGGAUAAUGGGUUUGUAAGGUUUUUUUGGAUCUGUUUGUAUACGAUUCGGGUUCCCAUUAACUGCUUCCAAUCUUGGGUCGGGCCAUAUCAGAUUGGUUUGUUCUUGAGACGGGUCG
This is a messenger RNA of Juglans microcarpa x Juglans regia, 2413 nucleotides long. RefSeq names its product calcium load-activated calcium channel-like. Gene Ontology annotation, biological process: endoplasmic reticulum calcium ion homeostasis. The transcript has a single exon. Gene Ontology annotation, molecular function: calcium channel activity. Gene Ontology annotation, cellular component: endoplasmic reticulum membrane; cytoplasm. Bases 1714 to 2082 code for a protein of 122 amino acids. The record is from RefSeq and is a predicted model, not a curated record. Lineage: Eukaryota; Viridiplantae; Streptophyta; Magnoliopsida; Fagales; Juglandaceae.